AGAUCUGGUUUCAACUUUCGUCACAAAGAUUUGGCUGUUUGGACUAAUUUCCUUUCGCUUGUCCAAGGAACGAAUCAAAAGUAAAAUUUUAAUGUUACAAAAAAGACAAAUCUUGAGAGGAAAGCUAAAUGAGUGUGGUAUUUCUAAGAAUCCAAGUCGCAAUAUAAAUAUGUGCAAUUAAAUAAAUGAUUAAAAUCGAUUUCAACAAAACCCAGUGCCGUUGUACAAAUUCAAGUAAGAUAUGAAAGGAAGAAAAGUGCUGUGUAUUUCCGCCCGCCAUAGUAGGUCGCUUUAACCACCUCUAAUUUAAUAGUUACAUGUAAUAUAAUCCUGUGAGGAAAUAAAAUGGCAAGUCCAUCUCCUCAAAGUAGUCCAAUGCCACCGCCACAGGCGCCAAGCCCAAUGGGACCUCCAACCCAAAGCCCGGCGCCGCCGCAUUCGCCGCAUAGUCCAUACAACCAACACGUAAAUGGACCACCGUCUUCACAUCCAUCGAGUGGUGGGCCGCCAUCAAUUUCUAACCAUAUGCCUCCUUCCGGAGCUAUAGCAGCCAAUGCUAAUGGUCCACCGGGUGUUUCCCAACAACACCCAGGAUUACCUAGUGGACAUCAAAUGCCACCGCAUAUGGUAGGACCACACAUGUCAGGACCUCCAAGUCACCAGCCCCAUCCACCAGGUCCCAACGGGCAUCCAAAUAUGCCAGGAGGGCCACAGCAUUCCAAUAUAGCAGCCCAAGGACCACCUCAUGGAUAUUUACAACAUCAAAUGGGGCACAUGCCACCUGGCCAGGGUCAACUGCCGAUGGGUGGAGCACCGCCGUCCGGUAACGGUCCUCAAGGUCCUCUAGGCGGACCGAUGCCAAUGGGUGGACCUCCAACGCACGGUGUACAUCCUGGACAGGGUAUGCCACCCGGCGCUCCUGGACAUAUGCCAUCUCAUCACUCAAUGAUGCCGGGUCAAGGGCCUCCACCUCAUGGUGCAAAUACUGGGCCUUAUGGCCAUCCACCACAGGCUGGUUCUACGCCACCUGCCCAAAGUGGCGGUCAACCUACCUCAGGGGGCGCAUCUACAACCGGGCCCAUGCAGCACCCACCUUCAGCUCAGACGCCGCCUCAUGGACAAGGCCCGCCGCAGUCGUCUUCUUCUAAUGGAGCUCCACCAUCCUCUUCACCCAUGCAAGGGUCCCUUCCUGUUACUGGGCCCGACAAUCUAAAUGCUCUUCAACGUGCAAUCGAUUCCAUGGAAGAAAAAGGUCUCCAAGAAGAUCCCCGUUAUUCACAGUUAUUAGCUCUUAGAGCCCGCUCAAAUCCACAAGAUCCUAGUAAAGGACUUUUUUCAAAUACGCAACUCUGUCAGUUGAAAGCACAGAUUUCGGCGUAUCGGAAUCUCGCCAGAAAUCAACCCUUGCCGCCGCAAGUGGCCGCCUUAGCUACGGGCAAACGUACCGGCGAGAGUCCUCCGGAGUGUCCGACCCCGCCCGCGAGCGGCGCGUACGGCGAGGCGCAGGGCGCGGCGGGCAAGCCUCCCGCUGCGCACGGCGGCGCGCCUCCCACCCCGCUGCCCAUGACUGGACAAAUGGCUCCACCUACACAGCACACGCCCCCCCUUGUUAAUCCGCCGGUGGGUGGAGUGCCGCUUCGUGGCCCCGCGCCAUUGCGUCCCUCGGCUCCUGGAGCUCCCGGGACUCCACAAACGCAGCAGCUACCUGGAGCCAAACAAAAUCGUGUGACCACCAUGCCCAAACCUGUCGGAAUCGACCCCGUGCAGAUAUUGAACGAAAGAGAAAACAGGAUUGCAGCACGAAUAGCUCAUCGUAUAGAAAUAUUAUCAAACCUACCCGCCAAUAUGCCUGACGACCUUCGGUUACAAGCUCAAAUCGAGCUCAGAGCACUCCGAGUGAUUAAUUUCCAAAAGCAAUUGCGUUCAGAGAUAUUAGGUCAAGUCCGCCGUGAUACAACCCUAGAGACCGCUGUAAACAUAAAGGCCUAUAAGCGCACUAAACGACAAGGUUUGCGAGAGGCCCGAGCCACUGAGAAACUUGAGAAACAACAAAAACUGGAGGCCGAGAGGAAACGACGACAGAAGCACCAAGAAUUCCUACAAACAGUUCUUCAGCACGUUAAGGAUUUCAAGGAAUAUCACCGUAACAACCUAGCUAAAACAGCACGCAUCAAUAAAUCAAUCAUGAACUAUCACGCUAACGCCGAACGAGAACAGAAGAAAGAACAGGAACGCAUAGAAAAAGAGCGCAUGCGGCGGUUAAUGGCAGAAGACGAAGAAGGUUACCGUAAACUGAUCGAUCAAAAGAAAGACAAAAGAUUGGCGUUCUUAUUGUCACAGACUGAUGAGUAUAUAGCCAGCCUUACCGAGAUGGUCAAGCAGCACAAGCAAGAGCAACGUAAAAAACAACAAGAAGAGGAACGGAGGAAGAGGAAAUCAAGAAAGAAGAAGUUGCUGGAAGGUGGAGAGAUUGACGCUUUGGAUGACAGCUCCCAGACUUCAGACUCAAGAGUCAGCGUCGUGGAUCCUAAGUCUGGCGAAAUACUGAAGGGCGAAGAUGCGCCGCUGCUGUCUCAAUUAAAGGAUUGGAUGGAGACACACCCUGGAUGGGAAGUAAUGUCUGAUUCCGAUGAUUCUGGUGACGACAGCCAAGACGAUGAUGAAAAGAGAAAAGACAGGCACAGAGACGACAGGGGCGAUCGCGAGAAAACCGACGAAGAGAAAGCGCGAGAUAUGAUUAAAAAGGCCAAAGUCGAGGACGAUGAAUAUAAAACUGAGGAACAGACCUACUACAGCAUUGCUCACACAGUUCACGAGUCCGUAACAGAACAAGCUAGUAUUCUAGUGAACGGAAAUCUCAAAGAAUAUCAAAUAAAGGGCUUGGAAUGGUUGGUGUCACUAUUCAACAAUAAUCUUAAUGGAAUUUUGGCCGACGAGAUGGGCCUGGGUAAGACCAUUCAGACUAUUGCACUGGUCACCUACCUCAUGGAAAAGAAGAAAGUGAAUGGACCUUAUCUAAUUAUCGUACCGUUGAGUACUCUUUCAAACUGGGUAUUGGAGUUCGAGAAGUGGGCUCCCACAGUUUCGGUCGUUUCCUACAAGGGCUCUCCGCAGUCGCGUCGCCUGGUGCAAGCUCAGAUGCGAUCCACCAAGUUCAAUGUGCUGCUCACUACCUACGAGUACGUCAUCAAGGAUAAGGGAGUUCUCGCCAAGGUACAAUGGAAGUACAUGAUAAUUGACGAAGGUCAUCGGAUGAAAAAUCAUCACUGCAAACUAACACAAGUACUAAACACUCACUACAUCGCGCCGCACCGUCUGCUCCUGACUGGUACGCCGCUGCAAAACAAACUACCAGAACUCUGGGCACUACUGAACUUCCUAUUGCCAUCUAUAUUUAAGAGCUGUUCUACUUUCGAACAAUGGUUCAACGCUCCGUUUGCAACAACCGGUGAAAAGGUGGAAUUAAAUGAAGAAGAAACAAUUUUAAUUAUUCGUCGUCUGCAUAAAGUAUUACGUCCGUUCUUGUUACGACGACUGAAAAAAGAAGUCGAGAGCCAACUACCUGACAAAGUCGAAUACAUCAUCAAGUGCGACAUGAGUGGGCUACAGAGAGUACUUUACAAACAUAUGCAGUCCAAGGGAGUUUUGCUGACGGAUGGGUCUGAGAAAGGGAACAAAGGAAAGGGUGGCGCUAAAGCUUUGAUGAACACGAUCGUACAGCUCCGGAAGCUGUGUAAUCAUCCCUUCAUGUUCCAGCACAUAGAGGAAAAGUUCUGUGAUCACCUCGGUACUGGUGGCACUGUUGUUUCCGGGCCAGAUCUAUACAGAGCUUCCGGCAAGUUCGAGUUGCUUGACCGGAUAUUGCCGAAGUUGAAAACAACUGGUCACAGGGUGCUUGUGUUCUGUCAGAUGACGCAGUGCAUGACCAUCAUCGAAGAUUACCUUUCAUGGAGAGCUUUCCAAUAUUUGAGAUUGGACGGUAUGACCAAGGCAGAGGAUCGCGGAGAGCUACUGAAGAAAUUUAACGACGCCAAUUCUGAAUAUUUCAUAUUUUUACUGUCGACUCGCGCUGGAGGUCUCGGUCUCAACUUGCAGAGCGCUGAUACUGUUAUCAUUUUCGAUUCGGACUGGAAUCCGCAUCAGGAUCUACAAGCUCAAGAUCGUGCUCAUCGUAUCGGCCAACGGAAUGAAGUACGUGUGCUCCGACUCAUGACCGUCAACUCUGUAGAAGAGAGAAUUUUAGCUGCUGCCAGAUACAAAUUAAACAUGGACGAAAAAGUCAUCCAAGCUGGUAUGUUCGAUCAGAAGUCUACUGGAUCUGAGCGGCAACAGUUUCUGCAAAGUAUUCUGCAUCAAGACGGAGAUGAUGAAGAGGAAGAAAAUGAAGUUCCCGAUGACGAUCUCAUUAAUGCAAUGAUAGCGCGUUCGGAAGAAGAGCUGGAGAUAUUCAAACAAAUUGAUUUGGAACGUAAAAAGACUGAGAAACAUUCAAGGCUUAUCGAGGAGUCAGAGCUGCCAGAUUGGCUCGUGAAGGACGAUGAUGAAGUUGUCUGCAAUAAGGGUCAAGGCUGGAAUUAUUUAGAUGAAGACGAGACCCUCGGACGCGGGUCGAGACAACGCAAGGAAGUUGACUACACGGACUCGCUCACGGAGAAAGAGUGGCUGAAGGCUAUCGAUGAGGAGUUUGAGGAAGAAGAAGAAGAAGAAGACGACGAGGAUGAAGUUCUCGAUAAGAAGAAGAAGAAGGGACGUAAGCGACGACGAAAUCAGGACGAUUCUGACGAAGACGAAGUACCCACAUCAUCCAAGAAGAAAAGCAAAACAGAAAUCAAUCUUCUGAAGAAGAGACUGAAAAAUAUCAUGAAGAAAAUAAUUGAUUAUGCAGAUGAGAAUGGACGAGUUUUGUCUGAACCAUUCAUGAAACUGCCGUCGAGACGUGAGUUACCUGACUACUAUGAUAUUAUCAAGAAACCACUGGACAUCAAGAAAAUCGUUAAUAGGAUUGAAGAGGGCAAGUACAACGAUAUAUCUGAUUUGGAGCGGGACUUUUUCACUUUAUGCGCCAAUGCGCAGACAUACAACGAGGAGGCCUCACUUAUAUACGAAGAUUCCGUAAGACUUCGGAAUUUAUUCAUAGAACUACGACGAAGACACGAAAGUGGACAGAAUUCUGAUGAUUCUGACGAAAAUGAAAAAGAUGAAGAAGAUUCAGAUGGUGAGUUUAAUAGAUCAGUCAAAAUGAAAAUUAAAUUGAAAGGCAAAGGAAAAAAUACCCCUUCCAGGAAAAGGAAACCACGGAAGCACAUCUCGGAUGACGAAUAUUACGAAGAAGAUUGAAUUUGGGUGAAACUAAAUUUAAGAUUCAUUUACAUUCAUUUAAAACUAUUAUUAUAAAUAAAGUAGUAAAUACUGGUUUUAAAAUGUUAUUCACUCAUAUAUCAUUUGAAGUCAGUGCUGGUUUCUUUUCGAUUCUAUUUCACAUAUCCAUGUAGAAAUAAAGCAAAAUGAACAUGUUUCCAUAUCAAAAUAACAGCUUUUUACUAAAUGAAUAUGAAUGAAACACUGUACUGUAUUUAUUAUAUCAAGAAAAAAAAAUGUGUCUGUUUGUUCUUGUCAACUUCCAAACGGCUGGGCCCCUUUUGACGAUUUUCAAUGGCAAACUACUGACUUUAUUAAGAAUAAGUUAAGCUACUUCUAUUUUCAUUAUUAUUUAAAGUUUUUAUUUUAUUUUUAAUACCUGACAAAGCCACAGCCUGGCCGAGUUUAGCUCGUUUGUUAUUAGUAUAGGUUCUAUAUAUCCGUUCGGGCAUAUGAGCAAUACCACCACUAACUUGAGACACUUGUCAAUUGAAAUAGUAAUUGCUACGUUUCAAUACAGGAAUAUUGCUUAACAUUAGAAAUAUGAAAAACAGUGGUAUCAGCUUGUGCGGAUUCAAAACUCAUUACCAGAGGCGGGUUUACUUAAGCAGGUUGUGCAUUGCACACGGACGCUACAUUGUUUAAAGACACCUUUGCUCAUGACCAAUACCUACUACAAACAGAAGUUGUAGGGAAAGUUCGGUACAUAGUGGGGUUACUACCAUGAAGUAACCAUGACGAUGGUGGUAAAUAUAACUGUCUGUCGGAUUAACAGUCGUACAGACUGGUUCUUUGAUAAAUUUUGCUGUACUGUACAAACAUUAAAUAUAACUAGUAAAUAUAUAGUCGAAGUGUGUACUUUUAUUUUACGUUUCCCCACUUAACAACAGUGUAAUAAAGGCUUUUUGUGACUCCGCAUGGCUCCAUAUCAUUAGAUUUAUUUAGGUUAUCUUUCUCCAUCAUCCUUUUCAUAACAAAAACUUAAAGUACUACAAUUUUCGAUUUUCUGGUGUUUAAAAUUGAAAUAAACUAUAUAGUAAGUUUUUGCAUUAAAACUGAAAAUUUUUAAACAAAAAAUUCUUAGACUUUUGUAUCGAUUAAGUUAUCUCCUAUAAUUGAGCUAACAUCCAAAACAUUUAAAUUGUCUACAAAGUCCUUUACAUUACAUACUUAUUUUUAAAUCAUUUUAGUAUUUAAAGUUAGUAGUAAUUGAUAGUGUUUUAAAACUAUGAAGUAUUGUAUUAUUAAAAAUUAGAACUGUGUUAAAAAUAGUUACUGGUGUUUGGAUGUCUUGAGAGUGCACAGGUACGAACCACCACCCUGCCUUUUUCUGCAGUGAAACAGUAAUGUAUUUCGGUUUGAGGGGUGUGACAGCCGUUGUACUAUACUGAGACCUUAGAACUCAUAUCUCAAGGUAGGUGGCGGCAUUUACUUUGUAGAUGUCUAUGGGCUCUAGUAACCACUAAACUAAGGUGGGUGAGCUCGUCCACCCACAUAUGAAUUAUAUAAAUAAAAGGUUGGAAUAGAAUUUGAAAAGUAAUUGAUUUCAUGGCUUUCAUUAUAUGACAAGAAUAUUUCGAUGGUUAUGAUAAUAUUAAUGCAAUUGUGCAUGUUAAUAAUACAUUACAUGAAAAGUAAUCUAAGCAAAAUUGUAUCAUUCUAGGUCUGGUAACUCUUGAAAUUAAUAAACCUUAUUUGUGAAAUUAUUUUUAUUUCUCAUAAUUUUUAAUUUGGUAUGGUUUAUUUUUUAAUCUUGAGUCUUU
This is a messenger RNA of Bombyx mori (domestic silkworm), 7121 nucleotides long. Its product is annotated as ATP-dependent helicase brm. Gene Ontology annotation, molecular function: ATP-dependent chromatin remodeler activity; ATP binding; histone binding. Bases 346 to 5337 code for a protein of 1663 amino acids. The transcript is spliced from 28 exons. Gene Ontology annotation, cellular component: nucleus. NCBI's taxonomy places the organism in Eukaryota, Metazoa, Arthropoda, Insecta, Lepidoptera, Bombycidae. The record is from RefSeq and is a predicted model, not a curated record. Gene Ontology annotation, biological process: positive regulation of transcription by RNA polymerase II.